CGUAUGGUAAACAUGGCGGCCAUGAUUGUUGGCGUGGACGAAUUGGUUAAAUCUGUUUCACUCCACAAUUAUCGCCACAUUCUCCUGCAUGGCUACACGGGACCUUUUAUUGUAUUUUAUUUAGUUUGGUUUUACAUGUGGGCUGCUAUUUAUGGCAUAAAUGAGAAUUUUGAAGCAGGAAUGAUUGCAUUAGCGUGCAUGGGACUUAUCCAAAUCCUGACAUGUCUGUUUUGCCAGUGGUCGGUACACAUUCGGUGCCUUCUCGGAUGUAGUAAGGAGAAAGAUCCAUGGAAAGCAUCCUUAGUAAAAGUUGUUCCAACUCCAAACAAUGGAUCACCAGAGCUUGUAAAACUCCAUCAUGACCAGGGAGAUGGUGAAAAAGGAGGACAAGUAUGGUUUGUUUUUCAGAAAACAAAAUAUGUAUAUGAACCAAACAAAAAGUGUUUUCAAGGGUUAGAAUUUCCUGUUGCUUUACCAAUGCUAUGCUACCAGGAAUGGAAGGGUUAUCAAGAAGAUUCUGAAAUAGCAGCAGCAGAACGAAAGUAUGGGAAAAAUGAAUUAGAAAUGGUUGUUCCUGAGUUCAUGGAGUUGUUCAAGGAGAGAGCUACCGCACCAUUUUUUGUCUUUCAAGUUUUUUGUGUGGGAUUAUGGUGUCUUGACGAAUAUUGGUACUACAGUGUAUUCACCCUGUUUAUGUUAAUUGCUUUUGAGUGCACCCUUGUUCAACAACAACUGCGGAAUCUUUCAGAAAUCCGAAAAAUGGGAAAUAAGCCACACAUGAUUCAGGUAUACAGAAAUAGGAAGUGGCGUCCAAUUAUUAGCUGUGAUCUUAUUCCAGGAGAUAUUGUUUCCAUAGGAAGGUCACAACAUGAUAAUUUAGUUCCAUGUGAUUUACUGCUGUUGCGAGGUCCCUGUAUUGUAGAUGAAUCAAUGCUAACAGGAGAAUCGGUUCCCCAGAUGAAGGAACCUAUAGAGAACCUAGAACCUCAUCAGCAUUUAGAUAUUGAAGCAGGUGGAAGGUUGCACGUUCUUUACGGAGGAACCAAAGUACUUCAACACACACCUCCCACUAAGACUAGCCCAGGACUCAGAGCUCAAGAUAAUGGAUGCAUUGCAUAUGUUUUGCGUACAAGCUUCAACACCUCCCAAGGAAAACUCCUGAGGACGAUACUGUUUGGUGUGAAACGAGUAACAGCCAAUAAUCUAGAAACCUUUUGCUUUAUCUUAUUUCUCUUGGUGUUUGCCAUUACAGCAGCUGGUUAUGUGUGGAUAAAAGGCACAGAAGAUCCAAAUAGGAAUAGAUAUAAGCUGUUCCUAGAAUGCACUUUGAUUUUAACUUCUGUUGUUCCCCCUGAACUCCCCAUAGAGCUGUCGCUGGCUGUCAACACAUCUUUGCUAGCUUUGUCCAAGCUAGCUGUAUACUGUACCGAGCCAUUCCGAAUUCCAUUUGCAGGAAAAACUGAAAUCUGUUGUUUUGAUAAAACAGGAACUUUAACUAGUGAUAACCUUGUGGUUGAAGGAAUAGCAGGUUUGAAGGAAAAAGAGACAAUUUGUGCCAUAUCUGAUACUCCAAUAGAAACCAUACAGAUUUUGGCCACUUGUCAUUCCUUAGUACAAUUGGAGGAUGGUAUGGUUGGAGAUCCUUUAGAAAAAGCAACUCUGACUGCUAUAGAAUGGACAUUGACCAAAGGUGAUGCUGUUAUACCAAAAAAGGGCAAGUCACCAGGAAUAAAAAUCUUCCAUAGGUUCCAUUUUUCCAGUGCCCUCAAACGGAUGUCAGUUAUUGCUGGGUAUACAACUCCUGGGUCUUCAGACACUAUUUACAUUGCUACUGUAAAAGGAGCCCCAGAAACAUUGCGGCCAAUGUUUGAUUCAGUUCCUGUUAGCUAUAAUGAUACUUACCUAGAGAUGGCCAGACGUGGAGCUCGCGUCUUAGCAUUGGGUAGGAAGACUUUGGGAUCUCUUUCUCAUCAGCAGGUUAGAGACAUGACACGAGAAUUUGUGGAAAGUCAUUUGGAGUUUGCAGGAUUUGUAAUAAUUUCUUGUCCUCUGAAAUCAGACUCUAAAAACAUCAUCCAAGAAAUUCAACAAGCCAGUCAUCAUACAGUGAUGAUCACAGGAGAUGCUCCACUCACAGCUUGUCAUGUAGCUCGAGAACUUCGUUUCACCAAACAUGAGAAGACACUUAUAUUGAGUGCAUCAGAAAGAGAAGAUUCAACAUGGCAAUGGAUUUCAAUAGAUCAAACUGCCAAAUUCCCAGCUAUUCCAGAAGGAGGACAUAGAUUUCUAUACAGAUCUUACGAUUUAUGUUUAACUGGAGAAGGAAUGAAUUAUCUUCAUUCACUUGAUUCAAAGUUCUUUAAUCAACUUCUUCCACACAUACGAGUAUAUGCCAGAGUGGCCCCAAAACAAAAGGAAUAUGUAAUUACCACCUUGAAGAGUCUGGGUUAUAGUACUUUAAUGUGUGGAGAUGGAACCAAUGAUGUUGGAGCACUGAAGCAUGCCCACGUUGGUGUGGCAUUGCUGAGCACCUCUCCAGAACAACCUUUAGAAAAGAAGAAGGCUCGUGAGACAAGUAAAGCAAAUACUGGGGAUGGAGAGCCAUCUAGUGGAUCCAUUUCUAACAAACUUGAAGCUAUGGCUGCUAAAGGAAAAGUUGGGAAAAGAUCAGAAAAUAAAUCAAGAACACCAAGCAGGGCUGAAAAGAUGGAAAACACCCAGAAACAGCUUCAAAAGAUUCUGAAAGAGAUUGAAGAACAAGAGCAAGCUCAUAUUGUAAAGCUGGGGGAUGCCAGUAUAGCCGCACCAUUCACAGCAAAAAUGUCUUCUAUUGAAUGCAUUUGCCAUGUGAUAAAACAAGGACGUUGUACCCUGGUGACAACACUACAAAUGUUCAAAAUUCUGGCUUUAAAUGCACUCAUCUUGGCAUAUAGUCAGAGUGUUCUGUACCUUGAAGGGAUCAAGUUUAGUGAUGCCCAGGCUACUUUACAAGGUCUGCUACUGGCAGGUUGUUUUCUCUUCAUUUCUCGUUCAAAGCCUCUAAAAAGACUAUCUAAAGAACGUCCUCUGCCCAACAUCUUCAACAUAUAUACCAUACUGACUGUUCUUCUUCAAUUUGCUGUCCAUUUCUCAUGUUUAGUACACCUAGUGAGAGAAGCUACCUCAAGGUCUCCUCCUCGAGAGGAAUCGUUUCCAGACCUUGAGAAAGAGUUCAAGCCAAACUUACUUAACAGCACUGUCUACAUUAUUUCUGUGGCCUUGCAAGUGUCAACAUUUGCAAUUAAUUACAGGGGCCAUCCGUUUAUGGAAAGCUUGACAGAGAACAAACCAUUAAUGUACAGCCUUGGAAUAUCUGGCUUGGCUAUCCUUGUCUUAGUUAAAGGAAUGAUGCCAGAUUUUUCUAAUCAAUUUGAAAUUGUAGAAUUUCCUAAAGAUUUCCAAGGAGAAUUACUCCAAGUCCUCGGAGUGGAUUUAUUAGCUUCAUUUGUAGUUGACCGGGUGUGUUUAUUCCUUUUCAGUAAAGGAGAACUACGUGAACUCUGAUUGCAAAGACAGUAGAAAAUGAUAAAUUCCACAUUCAAGACCUUUGUUUAGGCCUAGCUAAAUAACAGAUUUUGGUGGAUUUUUCAUCAUUUAAGGAUUUAUAUAUAUAUAUAUAUAUAUAUAUCUGAUUCCAUUUCAUAUUUCAGAAAUAAUUUCUUUUAUUUAUUUGGAAUGUAAAAACAAAUUAUUAAAGUAGCUAUGCAGCUGUGUUUACAAAAAGACAACAACUACAUGAUAAAUAUAAGAGCAUUCUUUUGUAAAGAAAAAUAAAGCAACUUCACAUUUCUGUUU
Messenger RNA from Limulus polyphemus (Atlantic horseshoe crab), 3834 nucleotides. RefSeq names its product manganese-transporting ATPase 13A1-like. NCBI's taxonomy places the organism in Eukaryota, Metazoa, Arthropoda, Merostomata, Xiphosura, Limulidae. Gene Ontology annotation, cellular component: endoplasmic reticulum membrane. Gene Ontology annotation, molecular function: ATP binding; P-type ion transporter activity; ATP hydrolysis activity. Gene Ontology annotation, biological process: intracellular calcium ion homeostasis. The record is from RefSeq and is a predicted model, not a curated record. The transcript is spliced from 25 exons. The coding region runs from base 4 to 3543 and encodes 1179 amino acids.